This is a messenger RNA of Adineta ricciae, 1116 nucleotides long. Lineage: Eukaryota; Metazoa; Rotifera; Eurotatoria; Adinetida; Adinetidae. The record is from the annotation of a GenBank genome assembly.
AUGAAUAUUUUCAUCGCAGCUUUGCUGAUUCUUUCCUGUAUUUCUGGGAUAAAAUGCUUUUCAAGUGAAAAUUCUUCUAAUAUCUGUGAUGAAAUCAAACGUCAACAACGUCGAGCUGAUCUUUCACUUUGUCCAUCAAAAUUUUCUGUUAAUAUCUCUUCUUCAAGUUAUUCUGUAGGCGAACCUAUCCACAUUUUCAUUAAAACCACAGCAUUAGACACAACUUUUCAUGGUGUUCAUGUCGUAGCAUUGGAUGAAAACCAUCUUCAGGUGGGAAGUUGGAAGAUGAAUGCUAAAAAACGAGAUGAAAAUUCGUGCAAUGGUUCCAUAUAUAUAUUUGAAAAGGCAAUAACGAAUACAGAUGCAAUCUGGCAAGUUUCCACUCCAGUCGUUGGCAAUAUUGCAAUUAAAAUAGCAAUUAUCGAAGACGACAGUGCUAUUUAUUCCAAUUGUUAUAAUUUUAUUUUGACUUCACGGGUGUCUAUGAAUUCUUCUAAUAUCGAUGUAGAAGAUGCUGCAAUAAAUACCACCACGAUAGUAACGACGACAACAGUAACAGUUACUACUCCAUCUCCAACUGCCGAUGUGACCGUUAACGUUACUUGGUCGUUUGCAAGUAAUACCAAUAUCACCAGUGUUUCUAUGGCUAUCCGUAACUUAAAAUCAUCUCAAUGGGUUGCCAUAGGCUUAGGUCAGAAUGUCGCAAUGGGUGAAGCACAUGUAUUCAUGUGUAAACGACUGGCUAAUGACGAAAUUAUUAUUAAUCGAUAUGUGAAUCCAGGCGAUCACGAUCCUCCUGAACGUCCUCAGCCAGACGCAGGGGGAGUGUUUACACCAGGGCAACAACAAUUCACUGACGGUGUUGUUGUAUGUCGAUUUACUCUAUCGAAUUUCGCCACUCAAAUAUUGAAACAAGUUCAAACGCUUGAACCACUUUCUCAAUCUAGACAAUAUCAUCCACUAAUCGCUAUGGGAGUACUCGAUAAAGAUAACAAUGCUGAGAAACACUCGGCAGAUUCUCGUGUAGCUAAAUCUGAUACUGUUCAAUUAAAUCAAAAUGAAGUUAUUCUUUAUCGAAUACCCGAAGUGAAAACUGACUUAACCUUUGCGCCCUGA